Radiomyces spectabilis is the source of this 2137-nucleotide messenger RNA. RefSeq lists its product as uncharacterized. The record is from RefSeq and is a predicted model, not a curated record. NCBI's taxonomy places the organism in Eukaryota, Fungi, Mucoromycota, Mucoromycetes, Mucorales, Radiomycetaceae. The transcript has a single exon. Gene Ontology annotation, molecular function: protein binding. Bases 316 to 1803 code for a protein of 495 amino acids.
UGCAGAAGAAAAAAACGACCUUUCCGCUUAUCUCUAUUUGUCUUUUUUUUUUAUUUCUCUUCUUCUCUUUGUACUUUGUUCUUUUCUUUCUUUUUCAACUUGCCCCUUUUGAUUCCUUCUUCUGCACAGCGAAUCUAUCGGCUCUCGUGUUUAUCGCUUUUUUUUUCCUAUUACUUUUUUCUUUUUUGUCCACCUGAACCGUCUGCCAGACUUUUUCUGCUUUCUUGCUACUUCUUAUUUUAUUUUAUUUUUUUUAAAAGAAAAACUUUGUGGAUUCACUCUCGCUCUGCCAAGAAACAAAGACGGCCCAUUCCCAUGACACAUGAGCAUUCAUUGAGUCCGCUCCUGGAGUUACCUAGCGAGUUGCUUCUCUACAUUCUCAAGAACUUCUUGGGCCUGAGCGAUCUGUGGACUCUACUGCAAGUAUCCAGAGCGCUUCGUUAUUUCGCCAUGGACAGCAUUCACAAACGAUGGAAAAUCGAAAUCUCAUCUUCGCCUGGCAGUACGAUGAAGGUCCAAUGUCGGGCAGCGCUCAUUGCACUGGAAUCAUUAUCAGGGCAGUUAUCGCUUCAAACCAGAGUGUAUUCACCGUACAUGUUCAACAAUUACUUUUCUUCCACGGUCACUGCCGAUCGACGACCGACCUCUGUGCGAAUGACCAGCACAGCGACAGUAGGAGGAGGAGGAAGCGGAGGCGGAGGAGGAGGCGGAGGCGGAACAGCAGGAGGAAUCCUGUCCUCUGGUACCACCACUACCACCAUGGCUACCACCAUGGCUACCACCACGGCCACACCAUCCGAACUUUUUCCAUUAUUAACAUCAACUCCACCCUACGAUUUGGAAGAACGGCUCUUUGAUGAAUCCACGCUUCAUGCGGCAACAGGCAGUCACACGGGCGAAAACGACGAAAACGAGUUUUUACUGACGACGGUCACUUACGAUAACAAGCUAUUCAGUGAUUUGAUGCUACGCGAGGAAAGGUUACACCAACGCAUUAUUGAAGGCAUUUCUUCCUAUAAACAUAAAUAUGUGCUCAUUGAAGAUAUCGAUACUCGAAACCGCAUCCGGACCGCCGUGGAUGUCAUUUUCCAUCACGCUGUAUUCAUUGCUGCCAUGUCACGAACACCGGUUCGUCUGGCUUGCAUCCACGCAUGUUCCAAUAAUCGAUCCUUGGCAGCCAUGAUGGUCCGUCUAUUAACGCGCUUGGAUUCGGCCUUUCCCUCUUACUGUCGCGAAAUUACUUAUACCUUGGCCGACAAUAUCAAAGCAUUUUUGGAAUAUACCGGUUACAAGUUGCUGGCGAUGAGUCACUACGAUCACCAAUCGUUAUACGAUCACGUCUUUGGUCCAGCGUGUCCACAACACGCUUUAUGCAACAACUUGCAACCAUCCACCACCGCCAUGCACGGUCCAUUCUCAAGUCAUUCACGUCCGCACUCUUCCUCAUCUCCCCCCUCUUCUAGUUGUCGCCAACCGUCGCUCUUACUGACAUUGCAUAGUAUCUCGGCCUGUUUCGAUUUGAUGGGUGCGGCCUUCGUUGGCAAGAUACUGACGGAAAGUCAUGUGGAAUGUGCGGUACAACGAACCUGUGAGUUGUUAUCGGACGAUCAUCUGCGAUCGGUGAAGCGGGCGUUGUUAGUGGAUCUGUUGGAAGGAUGGCUCACCAUCAAACGAGGACUGGUGGCCGGGGAACUGUGUCGUCUGGUUCGACUGGAAAUCGAGAAAUGCGAUCGACAAGCGUUCAACGUACGGAGCAGCCACAGUAGCAGUCGAACCAACAGCAGCAACAGCAGUGCUCUAUGAAUCCCUUCAUCCAAAUAUAUAUAGACACAUAUAUAUAUUUACAUUAUAUAUAUCCCACUUUGAUGUCCUUUUCUCUUCCACCUGGAACUACAGUCUAUCUUCCUCUCUUUUUUUUCUCGUUCUUCUUCCCUCACUUCCACCUUUUUUAAGCAUAUUUCUCUCCAACCUCAUUCUUUCUUUUUUAUUUUCAAACAGCAUUUUCGGAUUGUACCGUUCAAGAAUUGAAUGGGUCCAGGGAAGAGAAAAACGAUGCCGUAGUUCUUUUGCCGAUUCUCAUCCCCUUAUUUGGUUUGUCGAUAUUGACAAAUAAUAAAAACGAAAAACAAAGAUACCG